AUGACCAGCACCCGCAUGGACCCCGAGCUCCUCGCCCAUCUGGGCGCCAACCCUCGACUCUUCAACGCCCCCGUCUCCCCUCUCAUCGUCGAGAAGCGGCACACCAUCACGUCCUUUGACGGCGCCGCGCUCACCAUCCACGAAUUCAAGCUGGCCAAGGACGACGUGCACUUUGUCGAGCGAGACCCCCAACCCGCCUUCCUCUUCUUCCACGGUGGCGGCAUGAUCAGCUGUCCCGUCGACACCGUCUACCGCCCCGCCAUGGCCAACUUUGCGCUCGAGAUGGGCGUCCGCACCUUUGCCGUCGAGUAUCGCCUCGCACCGGAACAUCCCCAUCCCACACAGCCCGAGGACUGCUACGCCGCAACCCAGUGGCUCUCGGACAAUGCUGCCUCGCUGAGCAUUGACCCCGCGCGCAUCGGCGUCGUCGGCGACAGCGCAGGCGGCAACAUUGCCGCCGCUGUCACACUCAUGGCCAGGGACAGACAGCUCGACCCGCCCCUCGCCAAGCAGAUGCUCAUCUACCCCAUGCUCGACGACCGGGCGCGUGAGAGGUUUUUCGAUCCCAAGAGUGCCCGCGAUCAGUCACAGAUCACCUUCCGCGACGACUUUGACCAGUUCUGGAACCACUAUCUCGGCCAGGGGCGACGCGGCGCAGACGAUGUCUCUCCGUACGCGGCGCCCGGACGCGCCGAGGAUUUGAGGGGGUUGCCUAGUGCGUAUGUCGAGGUGGGCGCGCUGGAUCCGUUCCGGGACGAGACGAUGGAGUAUGCGACGCGGUUGGCACGUCGUGAUGUCGAGGUCGAGCUACAUGUGUAUGCGGGCGUGUCGCAUGGCUUUGAUAUCGCCGGGCCCAAGAUUGGUAUUACGAGGAAUGCGGUGGAAAACAGGCGGAGGGCUGUGCAGGCGAUGUGA
Emericellopsis atlantica is the source of this 915-nucleotide messenger RNA. RefSeq names its product alpha/beta hydrolase fold-domain-containing protein. The record is from RefSeq and is a predicted model, not a curated record. Gene Ontology annotation, molecular function: hydrolase activity. The transcript is spliced from 2 exons. The coding region runs from base 1 to 915 and encodes 304 amino acids. Lineage: Eukaryota; Fungi; Ascomycota; Sordariomycetes; Hypocreales; Bionectriaceae.